Molecule: messenger RNA, 381 nt
Organism: Gloeophyllum trabeum ATCC 11539
Lineage: Eukaryota; Fungi; Basidiomycota; Agaricomycetes; Gloeophyllales; Gloeophyllaceae
Exons: 4
Coding region: 52-306 (84 amino acids)
Cellular component (GO): cytoplasm
Source: RefSeq, a predicted model, not a curated record
CUCUCACAUAACUCACAUUCACCGCUACUUUCACAAGGUAUUACAAUCAUCAUGUCGAAGGACGUAGGGAACGUUGCUCGUGGUCACAAGGCCGCCAUUAACAACCCCAAUGUUUCUGAGGAGGCGAAGGACCACUCUCGCCAAGUUCUAGAGGAGCUCGAGCAGAGCGGAGAGCUCGAAAACGCCAACACCAAUCACGAGGGGAACGUCGCUCGCGGCCACAAGGCCAAUCUGUCCAACCCUCAUACUUCCGAAGAGUCGAAACAGCGUUCAGAGCAGGUCCUGGAGGACUUGGGAGAGAAAUAAAUAGACGUUGAAUAUAAUGGGGAGAAGAAUGUAUGAUAUAAUCUGCUGCCGAGAGUAAUCGAUUGUUGUCUGCGC